AUGAAACGCUCGCUGAAGCUGUUGAAGCAAACUUCCUCCCCGGUCUCAAAAGGCCCUCCUGGAAAAACGCCUCGUUCAGUGAAGAAGCAGGCGAAGGAGACAACCAGGCGAGUCCACGCGAAGGCUGGAGGCCGCGAAAAGGCGAGAGAAACGACGCCACAUGCGGCGGUGGCUGACGAGAGUGACAGAGUCUUAACUGGAAAAACCGAGCAGGAAUCCAAGACACAGCGGAAGGGGAAACGCGCAGGAGACCUCGCCGAAGACGUCGCAGGAAACCAGGUCCCAGCGAGAGGCACGGGGAAAGCGAACGCGAACCUCAAGCGUGAACGUGAGAAAAAUGAGAAGAGAUUCAUUUUGUUCGCGGGGAACCUGCCACUCGGCACGAAAGCCGAGGACUUGAAGGCAUUCUUCAAAAACAAACUUCAGAGAGACGGGCUCUUUGAUGUCCUUUCUACAGAGCCUCGGAUUGUUGAAGUGCGCAUGCUGACCCAUCGAGAGACGAACAAGCCGAAGGGCUGCGCGUUUGUCGAGUUCGACUGCAGAGAAGCUCUUGAGAUUGCGUUGAAUUACCACCACAGAGAACUAGGAGGCCGAAGAAUCAACAUCGAACUCAGCGCUGGAGGGUGA
Messenger RNA from Neospora caninum, 627 nucleotides. RefSeq names its product putative RNA-binding protein. The transcript is spliced from 4 exons. Gene Ontology annotation, molecular function: RNA binding. Bases 1 to 627 code for a protein of 208 amino acids. Lineage: Eukaryota; Apicomplexa; Conoidasida; Eucoccidiorida; Sarcocystidae. The record is from RefSeq and is a predicted model, not a curated record.